Molecule: messenger RNA, 716 nt
Organism: Drosophila sulfurigaster albostrigata
Lineage: Eukaryota; Metazoa; Arthropoda; Insecta; Diptera; Drosophilidae
Exons: 2
Coding region: 158-664 (168 amino acids)
Biological process (GO): protein ubiquitination
Molecular function (GO): ubiquitin protein ligase activity
Source: RefSeq, a predicted model, not a curated record
UCUGCGAUCGCCACUCGCACCUUGAAUAGCGAAAAAAGAAACGCAAUUGAAUGUGUACAUUCAAAAAAGCGAUCCUCAAUCGCAGUGUUCCUGAGUUUCACAGUUAUAAAUAUAUAUUCCUUUUGACUGGUAAUCUUGUGAGCUAGGAAGUGUGAAAAUGGUUUGCUUCUUAGUUACGGUCGGAGUCGGAUUCGGUAUUGUAGCUGUAGUUGCAGUUACAGUAAUUUAUUUUGUUAUGUCUAACGCGAACCUUAUGCCACCAUGCACACAUGAUGAAGACGACGAUUACACAGAUAUAGACCCGAAUGGCUUUAUGGGAAAUAUGGACAACGGAAGUCAACUGCAUUUACAUCAUGCCGGUGAUAAGUGCACCUUGUGCCUCAAAGAGAUGACCAAUGAGACGAUGCGAACCAUGAAUUGCGGCCAUGCACUUCAUAAUUCAUGCUUUGAUGAGUAUCGUGAAUUGCGGCGUUUCUGUCCCUAUUGCGAGCAGUUUGUGCUACGCUUAGAUUUACCAGGCGAUGCUUGCGCCAUUUGUUGUGAACCAAUGAAGAAGGAUACCAUGGAAUAUUUAAAAUGUGAGCACGCCCUGCACACCAAAUGUUUGAGCGAAUACAAAAGGAAUUAUUACAGAAAAUGUCCUGUGUGUGCUAGGCAAUUAUGAACAAUCGGCGGCUUGAGUCUGAUAUUCACAAACCAAUAUAAUUCUUAUUGUA